Molecule: messenger RNA, 1551 nt
Organism: Emericellopsis atlantica
Lineage: Eukaryota; Fungi; Ascomycota; Sordariomycetes; Hypocreales; Bionectriaceae
Product: phosphatidylserine decarboxylase-domain-containing protein
Exons: 2
Coding region: 1-1551 (516 amino acids)
Biological process (GO): phosphatidylethanolamine biosynthetic process
Cellular component (GO): mitochondrion
Molecular function (GO): phosphatidylserine decarboxylase activity
Source: RefSeq, a predicted model, not a curated record
AUGGCGUCCAUAGGUGUUGGCCUCGGCCAGGUCACUCGGCGCACAGCAGUGCCCCGAUCCUGCACCCACUGCGCGCGAUCCACGACACGGUCCUCGACAGCGACUCGCCGACCAUUCUCCUCGAACAACGGGCCCAGGCGCCCGCGCUUCUCGCAGCGUCUCGGCGAGGCCUUGAGAAACAGCAAGGUCACAUGGUAUCCCAUACCCGUGGGACUGGGCGUUGGAUUUCUGGGCCUGGUGCAGUUCUACAAAGUCCAGGCGCGCGAGAAGCAGAAGCAAGAAGAGAUUGAGAAUGGGGAGCGCCCGCAGAAACGGCCGAGGGUCAAGCUGGAGGGACCGUGGCAGGUGCAGGUCAUGUCGACGCUGCCAUUGAAGGCCAUCUCCAGACUCUGGGGCCGCUUCAACGAGCUCAACAUACCGUACUACCUGCGCGUGCCCGGUUUCAAGCUGUACAGUUUCGUCUUUGGCGUCGACCUCAACGAGGUCGCUGAGCCGGAUCUGCACACAUACCCCAACCUCGCUGCCUUCUUCUUCCGCAAACUCAAGCCCGGCUCUCGUCCUCUACACCCGGAUCCGCACAUGCUUCUCUCGCCCGCUGACGGGCGCGUUCUCCAAUUCGGCCAGAUUGAGGGUGGAGAUAUUGAGCAGGUCAAAGGCGUGACAUACAGUAUCGACGCGCUUUUGGGCAAGCGGACACCCACCCCUAGCAUCAAUGGCGAAGCCAACGGCGUCACACCAGAGGACGCUGCCAGGGCUUCCCGUGAGGCUUCUGCUCAGGAAGAGGUCAUCAAGCGCGACGAAAAGUUCGCUGAGAUCAACGGUAUCCCCUACAAGCUGCCUGACCUGCUGAGCGGUUCAGGUGAGGGCCAGACUGUGGAGGACAUGUCUCUCGGAACCAAGCCAAGCACUGUCUCUGAAGUCGGCGCCGAGCUGGCUCUCGGCGAGCGGCCCUGGUACGACAUGCUGUCCCCGGACAAGACCACAUCUCUCUACUACGCCGUCGUGUAUCUCGCACCAGGUGACUACCACCGCUUCCACAGCCCCACCAACUGGGUCGUCGAGCGUCGCCGACACUUUGCUGGCGAGCUGUACAGCGUGUCACCGUACCUCCAGCGCACACUACCCGGUCUCUUCACGCUGAACGAGCGUGUCGUCCUGCUCGGACGCUGGCGGUGGGGUUUCUUCUCGUACAUCCCCGUGGGAGCCACCAAUGUGGGUUCCAUUGUGAUCAACUUUGAUCGCGAGCUGCGGACCAACAGUCUCCUGACGGACACGGCAGCCGACCGCGCGGCAGAAGAGGCUGCGAAGCGCGGCGAACCGUACCUUGGCUUUGCCGAGGCCUCGUACGAGGGCGCGAGCCGCGUCCUGGGCGGACACGCGCUGGGGCGAGGUGACGAGAUGGGUGGCUUCCAGCUGGGGAGCACCAUUGUCCUUGUGUUCGAGGCGCCGUCGGAGGGGGCUGCGGGGAGCAAGAAGGGCUGGGAGUGGAUGGUGCAAAAGGGGCAGAGGGUGAAGAUGGGCCAGGCCCUUGGAAAGGUGUUGGAGGAGUGA